Messenger RNA from Spodoptera litura, 2169 nucleotides. The record is from RefSeq and is a predicted model, not a curated record. NCBI's taxonomy places the organism in Eukaryota, Metazoa, Arthropoda, Insecta, Lepidoptera, Noctuidae.
AUGGGUCCAGACCCGGAACAACAAUUUGUAGGUCACACAAGAGAAUCCGAGGUGCUACCGUCAUUGCCACCCCGCCAGCCACCGCCCGAGGAGGACGCCACUGAAGUUGUAUUCAGGAAUCAAGAACAAGCUACGCAGGCGAGCUCGUGGGGUCGGUCACGGUUCUCAAACGGCCGCGAUAUCAACACUGAGUUCAUACGAUCACAGCAAAAUGCUGACAUUGGAGCACCUCCCUUACCGAUAACGGGGCCUCCCCACCGCCCCCCAUUGCCUGAUCGACCGCCGACAUUACCCGAACGCGGACCGAACAUACCCGAACGAAAUACUCAAGAAAAACAGUCCGUAUCAGCUUUAGUCAACAGUUAUCAACAAAGAAUGACUGGCAACUGGCAGCAACGUGAUGCCAAGGACGCCAAUGCCAAUAGAACGGCCUCUUGGCAAGGAUAUUCCAGUAAUAACAACUGGCAGAAUGUUGAGACUACGUCACAUUUUUAUGCUACAAGCGAAACGGCUUAUGGAGGCAGUAGCGGAGGCAACACUCGGCCAGCGUCUGUCGCUGGUAGCGGAGGCUCGCCAGCUUUAGACCAGAGACCAGCUUCAAGGUCAUCAGGCGAGUCCGAGCUCUCAGUGAGUGGGGUCUCAAAAGACAAAAAGGACAAGAAGGGGAUCCUCGGGGGUCUAUUCAGCAGAAAGAAGAGACCCCAAAGUCAUAUGUAAUGUCACUGUCAAAUAACUGUCAAAUUGCUAUGAAACAUGCUGAUUUAAAUGCAAGUCUUUUAAGACAUUCCUUGACACAACUCUGCUUAUUCUUUUUAAGGAUAUUAGCGUGUUUAAUUUACUUUAAAAUAGUUUUUGUUAUUGUAACAUAAUAUUUGUAUAUUAUGACACUUUUUUUUUACUUUAUUGUAAUAUUUGAAACUUAACUCUUUUUCAUCAAUUUGACAGCGUUGACAAGUCAGUUUGUAUAUAAGUUUUAUCGAGUAUACAUACAUACAUUAAAUAUUUUUUUGUAAACAAUAAGUAUAAUUAAAUGAAUAAGUUGUUAAAAAUCGUGCCUUUCGAAGAAUCAUGUGAAAAUACAUAUUUUUGUCGUUUUUCUUGAUUAUAAUAAGUUUAUAAUAAACAGUGACUUUUAUUGUGAGGUUAUGUUUGGCGGGCUUUUUUGACGUUUGUUUAAAUAUGGCCGCGGAAUAAAAGUCGUUACUUUUUAAAACUUAUUUUUCUUAAUUAAGUACAUAUUUAUAUAGGAUAGUUAUUGCCGUUUUUAAAUACCCAUUUUAUUUGUUUAUAUUAUUACACAUUCCUCUUAACAACCCACGAUCUUGGCGAAAAUAUAUUUUAGUAGUUGAUCAAAAAUAUUUUUUAACCUAUGGGGACCAAUUCAAAAGUAUUAUUAAAAUAUGAAUAUAAAAAUUUAUAUUGCAACUUGUUAUAUUCGCAAUUGUUAAAUGUUAAAAUUAAAUGUUAUUGUUAACAUUAAAGUUAAGCAACCGUUGUUAAGGUUGCAAAAAUGAUGGGUCGAAUCUAAGAUCGUGGUACGGUGUCACAAAUUGGGACCAAAAACUUGAAACAUGGUCUUUUUAGUUGUUCUUUUAAAAUGUAACUAAAUUUUUAACCUUUUACGGGUUAAGAAUGUAAUAUUAUUAUACAAAAGUAUAAAAUAAAAUUGAAAUAAAUUACAUUUCAAUUAAAUUCGACAAUAAUAAGUUAAAACUAAGUCAAUGCGGUAUUUUAAAAGGUUACAUGUUGAACUUACAACUUUUCUAUUAAAAACUGUUUUUAAUACAUGAAAGUCUCUAGUAUAUAAGCAUUAUUAUAUUUAAGCAAAUAUUUUAUUCGUAUUUAUAAUAUUUUCAGACGGAAACUCGAUAAAAAACGAAAAUACGAUAAAACACUUCCAUUCAAUUUUAAAAUAUUCAUUCAUUGUUUCAUUUCGUUCACUUGUAACUUUUGCAGUGUUUUGUAAAAAGAUAUUAAAUUAUUCAGAAGUUAGGUUGUUUUAAAAUACCCCUGGUUUUAAUUUUUGAGUUUCCGCGAGUUUCCGGUCUGUCGAAUAUCAUCAUAAUAUUUGUUAAAAGUUAGCAUAAUCUAAGUUAUCGAUUACUUUUUUUUUCGUUCUUAAAACAUUAUAAAUUCUAAUGUCAACUUAAUAAAAGAAAUUUAAAAAUA